AUGCAGUCAUCCAGUGCCGGGUCCAAAAUAUCGCCGCUGAGGUCUGUUCUUCCACAAUUCGUUCCCAUCACACCUGAUUCCGUGAGAACAUCAGUGGAGCGGUACCAUCAGAAAAGAAUUCGCGAAAAACGGUCAAAAGACCUUAAAAGAGAAUGGCAACUGAAGCGAAAAAAAUGGUCCCUAAACAACGCAAAUUCUGACGGUGAAAAGGCAGAGGUUGAAAGGGUAGCUUUUAGGAAUUUAGGAUUUUGCCCUCACGGCGAAGAAGCGGUCCCCUCUGUUGAUGAUAAUGAUGAUUUCAAGAUCCCUCAAAGGGCGAACCCAAUGCUGGCCUCGGGGAAGAAACUCGUGCCUCCUUUAUCCAAUGGGUUCUGCACAAAGCGGCACACUGGGACACCAUUGCAGGAAGUGGAUCCUUUUUAUCUUAACAAAAGGAGCUUCGUCGUGAUAGGUGGAGACAAAACAAUUUACCGACUCAGUUUGGCCCCAUCGCUGUUCCUCUUCGGUCCAUUUAAUCCGAUCCGUCGAGUGGCUAUCUACGCCAUGGUUCAUCCAUAUCCUUCUAAAGUUUUUGAUUAA
Molecule: messenger RNA, 579 nt
Organism: Mesocestoides corti
Lineage: Eukaryota; Metazoa; Platyhelminthes; Cestoda; Cyclophyllidea; Mesocestoididae
Source: the annotation of a GenBank genome assembly